This is a messenger RNA of Neurospora tetrasperma FGSC 2508, 1467 nucleotides long. RefSeq lists its product as uncharacterized. The record is from RefSeq and is a predicted model, not a curated record. Gene Ontology annotation, cellular component: mitochondrion. Gene Ontology annotation, molecular function: manganese ion binding; metalloaminopeptidase activity. The transcript is spliced from 2 exons. Bases 1 to 1350 code for a protein of 449 amino acids. Lineage: Eukaryota; Fungi; Ascomycota; Sordariomycetes; Sordariales; Sordariaceae.
AUGAUCAUCUCAGCCGCCGACCUCGAAUUCGGCCAGCCUGUCUACGAAACGCACCCCCACAUCCUGCAACCGGGUGAACUAACCCCCGGCAUCACGGCCCAAGAAUACCACGAGCGACGUUCCAAGCUCGCCUUCGCGCUUCCCGAAAACGGCAUCGCCAUUCUCGCCUCCUCGGAACUCAAAUACCGCUCCGGCGCCGUCUUCUUCCCCUUCCGACAGGACUCCAACUUCCUCUAUCUCACCGGCUUCUCCGAGCCCGACUCGCUAGCCAUCAUCCAAAAGACCGGUCCCAAACCGGGCGACUACGUCUUCCACCUCUUCUGCCGGCCCAAAGACCCGCGCGCCGAGCAAUGGUCCGGCCCCUGGUCCGGGCUGCAAGCAGCCGAGGAUGUCUUCAACGCCGAUUUCACAGGGGACAUCGCCAAGGUUGAGACCUUGCUGCCACCCAUCCUUCGCGGCGCCGGCAAGGUCUACACGGACAUCACGCCCUCCACCCCCGUCACCGGCCAACUAGUCACCACCCUCCUCUCGCACCUGCACCUCCCCCCGGCUCCCCUAGCCGGGCUCGUCCACUCCUUGCGGGCCAUCAAAUCCCCCGCCGAGAUCUCCAACAUGCGCCACGCCGGCCGCGUCUCCGGGCGCGCCCUCACCUCCGCCAUGCGCCGCUCUUGGUCGUCCGAAAAGGACCUCGAAGCCUACCUCAACUACGCCUUCACCUCGCACGGCCUCUCGGGCCCCGCCUACGUGCCCGUCAUCGCGGGCGGCAGUCGGGGCAACAUGAUCCAUUACGUGCACAACAACCGGCUCCUCAACCAGGACGACAUGGUGCUCGUCGACGCAGGCGGCGAGUACGGCACCUACAUCACCGACAUUACGCGCACCUGGCCCGUCAACGGAAAGUUCUCGGCCCCGCAGCGGGAUCUGUACGAAGCCGUCCUGACCGUGCAGCGCAAAAUGGUUUCCCUCUGUCGCGAGAACGCCACCUUGUCACUGGACCAGAUCCACCGCGCCACUGAAGCCGGUUUGCGCGAGCAACUUACCUUGCUUGGCUUCGAUCUUUCAUCAGGGGGAGGCAAGAUGGAUGUGUUGUUCCCUCACCAUGUGGGCCAUUAUGUUGGGUUGGAUGUGCAUGAUACGCCUGGUUACUCGAGGAGUUUGACGCUGAGGCAGGGGCAUGCGGUGACGAUUGAGCCGGGGGUCUAUGUGCCGCAAGACGAUGACCGGUUUCCCGAGCAUUUCCGGGGACUGGCGGUUCGGAUUGAGGAUAGUGUGGUGGUGGACGUGGAGAGCCCCUUGAUCUUGACGACGGAGGCGGUUAAGGAGGUGGUGGACAUUGAGGCUUUGAGUUAGUGAGUGAGUGAGUUUGUGGUUAUUGAUGGGGGAGGGGAGGGGAGGUAUUGUGUAUAGAUGGGAGGAGGUAUUGUAUAUAUCCGUGUAUCAGAUUCUACUGUAUAUGAAUACCCACUC